Penicillium malachiteum is the source of this 1212-nucleotide messenger RNA. Its product is annotated as Zn(II)2Cys6 transcription factor domain-containing protein. Gene Ontology annotation, biological process: regulation of DNA-templated transcription. Gene Ontology annotation, molecular function: zinc ion binding; DNA-binding transcription factor activity, RNA polymerase II-specific. The record is from RefSeq and is a predicted model, not a curated record. NCBI's taxonomy places the organism in Eukaryota, Fungi, Ascomycota, Eurotiomycetes, Eurotiales, Aspergillaceae. The coding region runs from base 1 to 1212 and encodes 403 amino acids. The transcript has a single exon.
AUGUCUGAAGCCAUGACCUCUCAGUUGACACAGCAGUCUCUCAGGGCGUCCUGCGAUCGUUGUCGUGCCAAAAAAGUUUGCUGCACCAUCUAUCGUGCGGGGAAAUCUCGGUCAGAAGUCCAAAAGUGUGUGCGAUGUGUCCGAGCCAAGGUGGAAUGUGUCUUCAGUCGCCGAGCACAAACAAGGAAAACUACCCAUGCUCGAGCAGUUGGUGGAGGUAUCUCCCAGCGUCAACAAUCAUGCAAGUCAGAUGCAGGUACAUCAACAGAGGCGUCAUUGCCGAGUUCGUCGGACUCGAUCGCCAUGGACAUUUCUUCGCUGAGCUCAGCGGGGGACCAGUGCGCUCUAAUGCUGGGCUCGAGCGAUCAGGUACUCCAUGGUGACAUCGAUCCCUUCUUUACCGAUGAUGGCUUCACAAAUCUCUUGGAUAUAUCAUCUUUUCACCCCAUUCCCGAAAAUGGAGACAAGGGCCCCGCCUUCCUGCAUUUAUUUUCCGAGCCAUACAGCCCGUGCAAGAAUACGCCAUCAACCACAAGUGCCCAGGAUAGCGCCUCCAGUUUCGUACAUCUAUCAAGCCUGGUAGCGGAGAUCCACGAGGCGGUAGUUCUGUUGAGUGGGGACUCGUAUAAUCCAAGCCUUGAAGCUAGCGAAGAUAAUCUCGACACCUAUGCGAUUAGUCCAAUCUUGAAUUUAACACGGAGAUUCACAGCGGUUCUACGUCGAUCUCAGAGCCCUCGCGUUUGCCAUGCCGCGCAACCUCCAUUCCAAUCAACCUCUGCUACCUCUUCCUCCGCCUCGUUCUUCCCGGCGACCCCAAUCAGUGCGGACGGCCCCAAUUCAAACAGGCCCCCCACUACCCUGCAGGAUUGUCUCGAUCAGAGCCCAAUAACGCCGGAUAUACCCGACGUAGCGACCAAUCUGCUAGUGCUGACCUGCUACGCAUCCCUCGCUAAAUUGUACUUGACUGCGCUCUUCCAGAUGCAUCAACGCCUCAACCGAGUUCCCGACCCCGCUUCUCUUCACGCACCAUCUCGUGGACCAGGAGAAGUGGAGUCAUUUCUAGACAAGUCCUGCUCGUCAUUAUAUGAGACUUACAGCACGAUGUUCACUGCCGUGCAAAUCCUUCUCGAUGAGUUCCAACUUGUGGAAGAUCUUAUUGAUCCCCCCCCACUCCACUCCGAUUUGUCAAUAUCUCCGAUCAGAAUGAGAUGA